Medioppia subpectinata is the source of this 1245-nucleotide messenger RNA. The record is from the annotation of a GenBank genome assembly. NCBI's taxonomy places the organism in Eukaryota, Metazoa, Arthropoda, Arachnida, Sarcoptiformes, Oppiidae.
AUGAAACCCAAAAUCAGUGCCAAAACGAGUGAAUUAAAGACAAAGACUUUGAGAAAUGAGUUGAAAAAAUUGAAAUCAAUAUUAAAUGCGAAACAAAAACUGUUGAAUACUUUGCGACAGAAAUGCAAACGAUUUGCCAUUCAAUGCAAUUGCCAUCAAAACCAACACAAGAGGAACCGUUUGCUCGACUUCUGUCACCGAUUGGACGGACUGUCGGCUCAAGACAUCACUGAUGGCGAGCGUCAACUCAUCUCAACCGACGGGACCAUCAAAUGGGACCAAUUCUUGGCCGAUAACUCGACCGCUGCGGUCGAACGCGUGGACAACAGGACCUACCGAUGCGUUGAAUGCGACAAAUCGUACCACUAUUUGUCUCAAUUGCGAAGACAUCUGAUCCGCCACUCGGAGGACGUGCGGCGCCAUCAGUGCCCGAAGUGUCACAAGACGUUCAAAUGGCGCGAAGGCCUGAAGAAGCACGUGAUGUACAGACACGACAACCUGCGACCCGAGAAGACUGUUCGCUGCGCCGCACCGGCGGACGAAUGCGACAAAUGGUUUCGACACGUGUUUCAGAUGAACCAACACUACCGGCAACGACACAGCCGUCCCCUAAGAUAUCGGUGCGAAUACACCGACUGUGCCGUCGAUUGUGACGGCUUUGUAACCAAACACGAGUUGGACCGACACAUCCGGUUGGAGCACAUGAACGCCCGACCCCUUCACCGCUGCGAAGAGUGUCACAAAGAGUUUACCUGCGAAUCAAAUCUGGCGAAACACGUGAACGUUAAGCACCUGCGGCUCGAGUCCUACGAGUGCCCGGAGUGUGACCAGAGGUUCACCACUAAACCCAAGUUAUCGCAGCACGAGUUCAGCGCUCACAACCGGUCGAAGACCUAUCGGUGCGAAUGGCCGGCGUGUGAGUUCACUACCGUUCACCACAAGUCCAUCGCUCGACACAAACUGAUUCACACCAAUGAACGCCCGUUUGUGUGCGACUGGUGUCCGCUCGACGCCGACGGCCGGCCUUCUGGUGAGCCGUGUGGCGCCUCUUUCAAGCAAAUCAAUACUCUUAAGGCGCAUGUUAUGAAACAUACGGGAGAGAAGCCGUUUGAGUGUCCGGCGCCCGACUGUGCGCUCAGAUUUCAAAGUAAACGGUCGGCUAAUAAUCACUUCACGCGAAAACAUUGUGAUAACGAUAAGACAACCCCUGGAACUGAUGUUGCGGUCAAACAAGCGAUUGAUUGA